Molecule: messenger RNA, 2186 nt
Organism: Arabidopsis arenosa
Lineage: Eukaryota; Viridiplantae; Streptophyta; Magnoliopsida; Brassicales; Brassicaceae
Source: the annotation of a GenBank genome assembly
CGAUUCCUUCUGAUUUGGGUUCUCUCUUAACACUUCAAAGUCUCGAUCUUUCCAACAAUUCCUUCAAUGGGCCAUUACCGGUUUCUUUCUUUAACGCUAGAGAGCUUCGUUUCCUCGAUCUCUCUAGUAACAUGAUCUCCGGCGAAAUCCCUUCCGCAAUUGGUGAUCUUCACAAUCUUCUAACCCUAAAUCUCUCUGAUAAUGCCUUGGCGGGAAAGUUACCUGCUAAUUUGGCGUCUUUGAGAAACCUAACGGUGGUUUCUUUGGAGAAUAAUUACUUUUCCGGCGAAAUUCCCGGCGGUUGGAGAGUUGUUGAGUUCUUAGACCUGUCGUCGAAUCUGAUCAAUGGCUCGCUACCACCUGAUUUUGGCGGAGAUAGUCUCCGCUACUUGAACGUCUCGUUUAAUCAAAUCUCCGGCGAAAUUCCACCGGAGAUUGGAGCUAAUUUCCCAAGAAACGUCACCGUUGAUCUCUCCUUCAAUAAUUUAACCGGUCCAAUACCAGAUUCUCCGGUUUUCUUUAACCAGGAAUCAAAUUUCUUUUCAGGAAACCCGGGUCUAUGCGGCGACCCGACCCGAAACCCGUGUCUUAUCCCUUCUUCGCCGUCAAUCGCCUCCGACGCCGACGUACCGACGUCUACACCGGCAAUCGCCGCCAUACCGAACACAAUCGGUUCAAACCCGGUUACCGAUCCAAAUUCACAACAAACCGAACCAAAUCCCCGAACCGGGUUGCAACCCGGAGUUAUAAUAGGGAUCGUAGUCGGAGAUAUCGCCGGAAUCGGAAUCCUCGCCGUGAUUUUCCUCUAUAUCUACAGAUGCAAGAAGAACAAGACCGUAGAUUACGACAGCAACAAACAGAGACAAGAAACAGACACAACAAUUACGCUAUCAACAUUUUCAUCUUCUUCUUCUUCACCAGAAGAAUCAAGAAGAUUCAAGAAAUGGUCGUGUCUACGAAAAGAUCCUGAAACGACGCCGUCUGAAGAAGAUGAUGAUGAUGAAGACGAAGAAAGCGGUUACAAUGCAAGUCAACGGUCAGGAUAUAACAAGUUAGUGACCGUUGAUGGAGAGAAGGAGAUGGAGAUUGAGACUCUGCUUAAGGCGUCAGCUUAUAUUUUAGGAGCCACUGGUUCGAGUAUAAUGUAUAAAGCCGUUCUUGAAGACGGAAGGGUUUUCGCGGUUCGUCGGCUCGGUGAAAACGGUUUGAAUCAGCGCCGGUUUAAGGAUUUUGAGUCGCAUAUUCGAGCCAUUGGGAAAUUGGUUCACCCGAAUUUGGUUAGACUUUGUGGGUUCUAUUGGGGUACCGACGAGAAAUUAGUCAUUUACGAUUUUGUCCCUAACGGCAGCCUCGUGAACCCCCGUUACCGAAAAGGAGGAGGGUCUUCUUCACCGUAUCACCUACCAUGGGAAACUCGGCUCAAGAUAGCAAAGGGCAUUGCACGUGGGCUGUCUUAUCUCCACGAGAAGAAGCAUGUGCAUGGAAACUUGAAGCCUAGUAACAUACUUUUGGGCCACGAUAUGGAGCCCAAAAUAGGCGAUUUCGGACUCGAAAGGCUUCUCACAGGCGAAACGAGCUACAUCCGAGCUGGUGGAUCUUCUCGGAUUUUUAGUAGUAAGCGUUACACAACUUCAUCGCGAGAAUUCUCGUCUAUGGGGCCUACACCAAGCCCGAGUCCGAGCUCGGUGGGGCCAAUGUCACCCUACUGUGCACCAGAGUCUCUCCGAAGCCUAAAACCGAGUCCGAAAUGGGACGUUUACGGCUUUGGAGUGAUCCUUCUCGAGCUUCUCACGGGAAAGAUUGUGUCUGUUGAAGAGAUUGUGCUAGGAAAUGGACUGACGGUUGAGGACGGGCACCGCGCAAUGAGAAUGGUUGAUGUGGCUAUCCGCAGCGAGUUAGAUGGCAAACAAGAGUUUUUACUCGAUUGUUUCAAGUUAGGCUAUAGCUGUGCAUCUCCUGUGCCUCAAAAGAGGCCAACGAUGAAAGAAUCUUUGGCAGUUCUUGAAAGAUUCCAUCCUAACCCCUCUGUUAUUAAGUCUUCAUCGUUCCAUUACGGACAUUAAUUAUCAGUUUGAUACAACUAGUUAGUCAAUUUGAUUUUAUUGCUAACUUGUUUCGUUGUAUAAAAAUUUGUAUUUCCUGUUUUUGUUUACGAUUCCCAACAGUAAUAAUCUUUUUCAUUGAAG